Molecule: messenger RNA, 594 nt
Organism: Hyphopichia burtonii NRRL Y-1933
Lineage: Eukaryota; Fungi; Ascomycota; Pichiomycetes; Serinales; Debaryomycetaceae
Product: MIND complex subunit
Exons: 1
Coding region: 1-594 (197 amino acids)
Cellular component (GO): MIS12/MIND type complex
Source: RefSeq, a predicted model, not a curated record
AUGAGUGACUUGACCAGAGUGCGUUACGAGAGAUUGAACCUUGUUGUUCAGAAAGCUUUGGAACAAACAAUCAAUAAGUCGUUGAAUAUAGAUCAAAUGACCAAAUGUUUUCCUAAUAUUGCAAAGACUAAUGAUGGUUUAAAGAACCUUCAAAUCGCUAGAAAACAAAUGAGAAGCUAUAUAAAUGAUACGUCUCUUAAAGAGUUUGCGCUCAUUUUUGCAGAACAAGACAUUGAAAAUAAAUUAAACGAAUUAGAUGAUAUAAUACAAUCGGCACAUCAUCGAAAACAAUCUAAUGAAGAAAUUCCAAUUGAAAUUGAUCGAUUAUCAGCCUCUGAAAUCAUUGAAGCGAAUUUGAUUCAAUCCAGGCAAGAGGUGAUAAGAAAUCUUAGUAUGAUUCAUAAUCAACUUUGUGUUGAUAAUAUUGAUUUGUUUAAACAGUUAGAAUCAAAGUGUGCUGAAGGUGAAUCAAUAAAAAAGGAUAUCAAAAGUCUGAUUGAUUCAUUUACUACCGGAAUCGAUGAUCUAAGACAAGACUCGAUCAAUGACAAGAUAAAUGAUCUAAUAAAAGAAGUGAUACCUGAAGAAGUUUAG